GGAGGAGGAUAUCUAGCGACCCACCUGCUUUUGAGACUAAUUCAUCCAUAUAGUAAUAAUGGAGUGACCUGUCGCGGAGUAAUUGUUCUGACAAAUAAAAACAGUUAACUGCUUCUAUAAGCACAAUAACCUGCUUCAACGCUGUUAACACACUAUAAAUAUAUACUGGUGGACAUACGCGGUUUUAAUGGAGUCCAGAACCGUAGUAAAGGAGAAGUUUUUCAUUGUGCUACGCGGGAAGUCGAGGAAAGGCUUCUGCCGCGGAUGUAUCGGCCGUGUGGAGGCAGAGACGCAGCGCGGGGAGCUGAUGGGGCUGCUGUACUGCGGCGGCAGCAACGCGGGGACGCCCAAGAGCGGAGGCAUCGUGCGGAGGGAGGACACCUACCCUCUGACCCGCCACCAGGCCCAGCUUCUGCUCUUCGUUUCCCCCGCAAGCAAACGCCUGGAGCUGCUGUGUAACCCCCAGCUGUUCUCGGCCAUCUGCGAGCUGUCUCAGGAAGACCUGGUUGUAGUGAAGCACAAGAAGGGACAUCUUCCCGGACUGGUGAAGAACCUCAUGCAAAUUGGGAGGAAGGAGAACAAAGACGACCUGCACAUGCUUGGCUUUGAGGUGGAAUUUGUGGACAAUGAUCACAACUUGUCAUCCAAGAAACCUGCUCCUCUGCCCCUGUUUAGUGCUGCAGAGAUCAUCCAGGUGGUCCCAUCUUACUCCACUCCCCUCGGACUGCACUGGAAAGAUGGCCAAUAUGGGAGUCUAAACCGCAAGGCGGUGACACGCAUCAACUCCAUGCCAAAUAUCGGCUCUCGUGCACGACAAGUGAGGGAGAACCCCACGGAGCAGAGUGUCAUUCAGAGCCAAAGUCCAAGCACGGCUCAUGUGCAUCUGGAGGUGGGAUCCUUGGUGGAGGUGGUGUCCAACUCGGGGAUCACAGUGUACGGGGUGGUCCGGUGGUUGGGGGUCCCCGGUGGGAAGACAGAUGAAUGGGCUGGUAUUGAAUUGGACUACGAGGUGAACGGCUGCUCUGAUGGGAAGUACAGAAGCCAGAGAUAUUUCACCUGCAAAGGGAACCGGGCGUUGUUUGUUCCAGUCACAAAGUGCAGCCCUGAUAGCAGGUUCGUCUGCUCCUCUACAGGAAGGGAGACCACCAAACCCACCGAAACACCUGCAGUUCCUCCAUUUGAGGACUCUGAGGAGGAUGCUCCACCUAUCCCUGAAUCAGAGGCCUUGUCUUUGUUAGUGGGAAGAAUGAAAGGGAUUCAGGGUCACAUCAACUCCUGUUACCUUGAUGCCACACUCUUCAGUUUGUUCAGCUCCUCCGUGACCCUGGAUAAUAUCUGCCAGAAGCCUGCUGACACAGAACAAACCAUAAACUGCUGUCUUAGAAAAAUACUCAACCGUUUACGCAGACAAGGGUUUGUGCCUGCUGAGAGUGUGAUGAAUUUCCGCAAACAGCUUGGCUGCGACACCUUCCGAACAGAGGAAAAAGACCCAGAGGAGUUAAUCACAGUCCUCUUUCAGAAGGUGCUUUGCGUGGAGCCGCUGCUCAAGCUCAGAUCAAGAGAAGAAAUGUCUCAGGGUGCCUACACCUUCCAGAUUUUUCUGGAAAAAGAACAGAUGGGACAGUUGCCCAACGUCCAACAGCUGCUGGACACAUCCUGCCUGUCAGGUGACCUCAAGUUUGAAGAGACGCCGUCCUGUCUCAUGGUUCAGAUGCCAAGGUUUGGAAACAAGUAUAAGAUGUUUUCUCACAUUAUUCCUUCCACCGAGCUUGACAUCACAGAUCUUCUAUACAACUCUCCAAGGGAAUGCUUCAUCUGUGGGCAUUUGGCAGAGUACGAGUGUCUUCAGUGUCUACCAGAUCGCAAACUGCAGCCAGGGAGGAUCAAACAGUAUUGCACGACUUGCAACACACAGGUGCACGCCCAUCAGUCCCGGCAGGGUCACUCCCCCAAAGCUCUGGCAGUACCAGCAGAUGUAGCCUCUGAUACUCCUGUGCCCAGGCACAUGAUGCAGCUGUUCGCUGUGCUCUGCAUUCAAACCAGCCACUAUGUGUCCUUUGUCAAAUAUGGUCCUGAUCCUCACUCAUGGCUUUUCUUUGACAGCAUGGCAGACAGAUGUGGUGACGAUCAAUGUGGUUACAACAUUCCUGAGAUCCGAGCUUGUCCGGAGCUGGGUGACUUCCUGUCCCAGCCAGAGGAGGAGCUGGCUCGGGCGAACCCCUCCCAGGCCCCUGAACUAGUGCGCAGACUGCUGUGUGACUCCUACAUGUUUUUAUACCAGAACCCUGCAAAGCCACUUUCAAAGCCAAGCCAGGAGUCUUAAACGAAUGUGAGGACGAGGACACAACGUUCCCAUAACAGUGCCUUAAUAACCUUGCAUCUCAGCUUAAUCAGCAAAAUUCUGUGUUUGUUAUUGCAUCCAAACAGCAGGAACUGGAACAGAUGCAAAACAAUAUUGUAGUUAAAACAAGUUUGACUUUGAAUGAUCUCAGUCAAAGCUGAUGUGUGAGGAGACAAAGAACAGGCAGUAAAAGACUUCUUUAUCUCUUGAACGUCAUUCUGGUUAUAUACUGAGUAUUUAUACUGAGAUUUUUAAAGGAAAUUGUAGCAUGUUGGUGAUUCUCAUGACUUGAACUUUAAUUUACCAAAUAACAGGCAAGAAAGUCAUAAGAAUAAA
This is a messenger RNA of Morone saxatilis (striped sea-bass), 2677 nucleotides long. RefSeq names its product cylindromatosis (turban tumor syndrome), b (gene cyld2). The transcript is spliced from 14 exons. The coding region runs from base 188 to 2323 and encodes 711 amino acids. Gene Ontology annotation, cellular component: cytosol. Gene Ontology annotation, molecular function: K63-linked deubiquitinase activity; cysteine-type deubiquitinase activity. Gene Ontology annotation, biological process: protein K63-linked deubiquitination. The record is from RefSeq and is a predicted model, not a curated record. Lineage: Eukaryota; Metazoa; Chordata; Actinopteri; Moronidae.